ACCACUUUUGCUGUCUGCAACAGGUUCCCAAAGGAAAGCAGAAAGAGAGCAAAACAGCCAGACAGCAUAAAGCAGUGGACUGAUUAAGACAGUGUUAUCAUGCAGAGAUUCAGCAUCUUCCUGGUGGUGGUGUGUCUACAAGUUUGGGUCCCCUUUGUGUUUUCUGCACCAACUCAGUGUCCAAGCCAAUGCCAUUGCCAUUGCCAUGGGGACCUGCAGCAUGUUAUCUGUGACAACAUUGGUCUUAAGAAGAUCCCUCACAUAUCUGAGGUCACUCGCCUUCUGAACCUCCAAUGGAACAACCUGGGAAACCUCUCCACCGGGGGCUUCAGCGAGAUGAAGGGGCUCAUCUCUCUGCACCUGCAGCACUGUCAGAUCCGAGAGAUCUCCAGCCAGGCUUUUAAAGGGCUGAAGAAACUUAUCUACCUCUAUAUGUCUAGCAACGAGAUCAGCACUAUCAAACCAGGUGCUUUUGAGGACCUAACCGAACUUACCUAUCUCUACUUGGACGGCAACCACAUCUCAAGCCUUCCGAAAGGCAUCUUUUCUCCCAUGAUCAACCUGUUUACCUUGCAACUUGACAACAACAAGCUCAGUGAUCUGCAACCAGGUACUUUCACAGGUGCAAAAGAUCUCAGAUGGCUUUAUAUGAGUGGCAAUGAGUUGAGCUCCAUGCAGCCAGGGUCUCUUGACGAAGUGGAGAACCUGGCCAUUCUAACCCUGGACCGUAACAAGCUGUCCACCUACCCUCUACUGGCUAUGGGCAAGCUGCGUGUUAUAGAGGAACUCAACCUAUCCAAGAACCCUCUCAGCUUCAUCCCUGACCACGCAUUCCAAAGUUUUGGCCGCUACAUGGAGAAGCUCCAUCUAAAUGACAUGGGCCUAGAGAAGUUCUCCAGUGCUGCCUUAGAGGGAGUGACUGCUCUCAAAUCUUUGCACCUUGAGAACAACAAGCUGAAGUCCCUCCCGAAAAGCCUUGAGUUCUCUACCCUCCAGAAUAUCACUCUGUUUAAUAACCCAUGGAGCUGCACCUGUCAGUUAUUUAACCUCAGAAAAUGGAUGGACACUAGCCGCCAUCGUCCUGAUGCAGUUUGUGCUUCCCCUGGUAGCCAGAAAGGAAAGCAAAUAAGAGACAGCACAGCUUUCACCCGCUGCAAGACAAAGAGGGGAAAAAAGGGAGCACAGCUUUGAAAUGGAGGACAGAUAGUAGCUUGUCCUGGCGAUGGGAAAUAAUUUGCAGGAAGAGAAAGUAAUGCAAACUGCUACAUUGGAACUGUCCAUUUCCUCUCUCACCCUGUUUUUGUGUGGCAUAUACAUGCGCAGACUCAUUUCACACAAAAUAACAUUAAAAGUGCUAAUGUGCUUUUCACAGACACUGACACACAUCCAGAAGCAGCAACUGUGUUCAAAUGCAAAGUGACUCAAAGUCUGGAAAUAAUUGUCAUUUUUUAUAUUAAUUGAAUAUGUUAUUGCUCUCUUAAUCUUACACCAGUGUUAUACUCUCAGUAAUAUCUCACACUCAUGCCAUCACAAAUGAGUAUGACUUUCUAUAUUUUGCUGAACAAAGAAUAUUUAGAAGAAUAUCUCAACUCUGUAGGUCCAUACAAUGGAAGUGAAUGGUGACCAGAACUCAAAAAGCUCAAAAAAAGGAGAUAAAGUCAGCAUAAACAUAAUCCAUCAGACUGUAGGUAUUUAAUGAAUGUCUUCUGAAGUGAUCUAGUUGGUUUUGGGUGAGAACAGACCAAGAUUUACUCCUUUUUUUACUCCAGCAGUCUCCUUGGCAAUGUGAUUUCAAUCGAGCUUGAAAUCAUGAUUGUGCCUAAAGACUACAAUUAUAUAAUGUAAAGAGAAAAAGGAGUUACAUUUUCAUCUUUUCUAACCAAAAACUGAUUGGAUCACUUUAGACGACAUUGAUUUAUAGUAAAAAAAAAAAAAAUUAAAUAUUGACCCGUUUCUCACCCACACCUCUGAAGAUAUGGAUUAACCAAUGGAGUCUUAUGGAGUUCUGCAGAAUAAAGAAAGUCAUACACAUCUGAGAUGGCAUGAGGGUGAGUAAAUGAUGAGAGAAUUACACAUUUUUGGUGAACUAUCUCUUUAAAUGUUCAUGUUUCAGAAUUGUGGGUUCAUUUUAGCUUUAUAGGUUUUGAAACUCCCAACAAGGAAUUUCUGAGUCUUUGCAAACAUAUCAAACCUAAUUUGGCCUUUUUAACUGACACAUAUUCAAGAUGUGAUUUGAGCUGACCUCUCCUUUACAUCUCUGACCAUAGUCAAAUGCAACAACAUCCAAGAAGCCAAGGACUUCCUUUCUUGAAGCCAUGAAAAAGUAAAAGGGAGAAUGUAGACACUAUGUGAAAUUAACUGAUGGUGGUGAAAGAAGAUGUGGAUUUAAGUUAAGUGGAAAAAUUAGAAGGGAAUAAAACAUUUUUGACAAACGGUGGUUCUCCAGCCUAACUUGAUCAAUUUGUUGUACUCAUGAUGUACUCAUGCUCAAUAAAAGACAA
Messenger RNA from Xyrauchen texanus (razorback sucker), 2501 nucleotides. RefSeq names its product chondroadherin (gene chad). The transcript is spliced from 4 exons. The record is from RefSeq and is a predicted model, not a curated record. Lineage: Eukaryota; Metazoa; Chordata; Actinopteri; Cypriniformes; Catostomidae. The coding region runs from base 100 to 1191 and encodes 363 amino acids. Gene Ontology annotation, cellular component: extracellular matrix. Gene Ontology annotation, molecular function: protein binding.